CUCCGGUGUCGUCAGGCUGUAGCUGUUGCUGACUGUUGUGUGGAGGAAACAAGACUAUCUGGAAGACAAACCGCGAUAAAAGAGAAAAACACAAGUUUACACAAAGUAAAUUUAUGUUCAUAGGCACUGUAUGAGCUGCUAGCGCCUGGCAAUUCCCAUGAGGCAUUGCGGGAAACAAACCGGAAGUAAAUUCCGUCUGGUCAUCUCUGGAAGUCAGAAAGGACUCAACAAGAAACUAUCUGUAAAACUUCAAUUCAUAAAAAACACACAUUUAUGCAAACACAUUCUGUACAUAUGAGCUACUAGCGCCAGGAAAAUACAACUACAACACCCACGAGGCGAACUAACCGGAAGUACAUUCCUGUUGUCUGGCUGUGAAACAAGACAACUCUCAUAAAGGUGUGUAGAAAGACUACUAUCUGGACUCCUUGCGCACAUAAAGGCCUCAGGCUUGAAGCUCACAAAGAGAUGGAGCGGCUCCCAGGAGGAGGCACGUUACCAGCCCUGAUCUUAGCAAGCGUGGGGGUCUUGCUUCUGUAUCGUGUACUCUGCCGACUCAGAGCGGGCGCUUCACUCCAGGACGCCGUGGUGGUCAUCACGGGCGCCAGCUCCGGACUGGGCAAAGAAUGUGCUGGUGUCUUCCACAGCGCGGGGGCUCGGCUGGUGCUGUGUGGGCGAGAUGCAGCACGACUGCAGCAGGUGGUCCAGGAGCUGGUGGAAGGUGCCAAGGAUAGAAAGCAGCAGUUGUACACCCCAAGGACGGUGACCUUUGACCUGUCCAGCACAGACUCGCUGGACGACGCCGCUGACGCCAUCUUGAAGUGUUACGGCCAAGUGGACGUGCUCCUCAACAAUGCUGGAAUCAGUUACCGUGGCAACAUACUGGACACCCACCUGUCCGUUCACAAGGCGGUCAUGGCAACCAAUUACUUUGGGCCUGUGGCUCUCACGCAAGCUCUCCUGCCCGCCAUGGUCCGCAGGCGCAGCGGCCAUGUUGUGGUCAUCAGCAGCGUCCAGGGCAAGAUGGCCAUUCCUUACAGAUCAGCCUACUCCGCCUCCAAACACGCCACCCAGGCCUACUUCGACUGCUUGCGUGCCGAGGUGGAGCGAUACGGCAUCUCUGUGACCGUCAUCAGCCCAGGAUACAUCAGGACUAACCUGUCCGUCAACGCUGUCACAGGCGACGGCACCAAAUAUGGAGUGGAGGACCCCACAACGGCCACAGGUCGUGACCCCAGAGACGUGGCCCACGCCGUCCUGAGAGCAGUGCGUGUCAAGAGUCAAGACCUAAUCCUGGCUGGACCACUGCCCACUGCUGCCAUCUACCUGCGCACUCUAUGCCCCGCCCUCUUCUUCGCCCUCGCCAGCUAUCGUGCUCGCAAACAGCACAAACACAAACCUGCUUGAGUCCUCAGGGGGGCGCCAUGGAGGGCUCGCUGACAGCCAGCUCUUGAGGCGCCAUGGAGGGCUCGCUGACAGCCAGCUCUUGAGGCGCCAUGGAGGGCUCGCUGACAGCCAGCUCUUGAGGCGCCAAGGAGGGCUCGCUGACAGCCAGCUCCUGAGGCACCAUGGAGGGCUCGCUGACAGCCAGCUCCUGAGCCAGGUCGUUGAAGCGAGCGAUGUAGUCCACACUGCUCUCACUCAUCAUGCAGGCCAGCUGGGAGUCCACCUGGAGCACAAAGCACUUCUAAUUGUGUCUGUGCUGAAAACAUUAAUAAUUGUGUGUGUGCUGAAAACAUUAACAAUUGUGUGAGGUGAAAACAUUACAAAUUGUGUGUGUUGAAAACAUUACAAAUUGUGUGAUGUGAAAACAUUACAAAUUGUGUGAUGUGAAAACAUUACAAAUUGUGUGUGUUGAAAUGAAAAAGAAGAGGACCCUCAAUCAAUGAAGCGAUACGGCACCAAUUCCUGCUACUUGUAAUAAAUGUUUGAUGAUGAAA
Molecule: messenger RNA, 1940 nt
Organism: Nerophis lumbriciformis (worm pipefish)
Lineage: Eukaryota; Metazoa; Chordata; Actinopteri; Syngnathiformes; Syngnathidae
Gene: dhrs7b
Product: dehydrogenase/reductase (SDR family) member 7B
Cellular component (GO): membrane
Molecular function (GO): oxidoreductase activity
Source: RefSeq, a predicted model, not a curated record